AUGGUUCACCUUGGAAGUCAGCCCUUUAGAGGUAAGAAAGAACAGGCAGCUUACGAUAAAUCUUUUGCUGGCCGAUACCAGAAGCUUCUCAGAAAGAAUCACUUCCUCUUCUUUGGUCUUCCUUUCAUGCUCAGUAUAGUGGCUGGAUCACUCUACCUCCAAAAGUUCACUGCACUCAAAUGGGAGAGAUUCGACGAGAAAUAUCGUCAAAUGGGCGAGGAUGAGAUGCUCAGUAUGAUUGAAAAUAAACGGUCUUUCGAUAAGCGUGAUGACUACUACAGACUUCAGGGAUUGUUGAAAGACCACAGCCAAGAUGUGAGUGAUGACUACGAGAUUGUCCGAGUUAAGAGAAAGAAGGAGGAUGAGCCCGUUUGGUAG
Molecule: messenger RNA, 378 nt
Organism: Sungouiella intermedia
Lineage: Eukaryota; Fungi; Ascomycota; Pichiomycetes; Serinales; Metschnikowiaceae
Source: the annotation of a GenBank genome assembly